Molecule: messenger RNA, 1501 nt
Organism: Annulohypoxylon maeteangense
Lineage: Eukaryota; Fungi; Ascomycota; Sordariomycetes; Xylariales; Hypoxylaceae
Product: dihydrodipicolinate synthetase family protein
Exons: 1
Coding region: 430-1368 (312 amino acids)
Molecular function (GO): 4-hydroxy-tetrahydrodipicolinate synthase activity
Source: RefSeq, a predicted model, not a curated record
UAGUCUACCUAGCCUACCUACUUAGCCCACCUAGCUUUAGUAGUCUCAUCGGCUAUGAGCCGUAACAAACAACCUAGAUGCGCGCCUUCUUGCUAACGAAGAAAAAAAGGACAUAAACUUAAAAUAUAGGUAUUUAAACCGUUGUUACCCCCUGCCACAAGAGGGUUCACAAGUACUUCCCAUUGUUUCUGCCCCUUACACCUGCUUCAACCCCUUCCAAAGUUCCUUUCCCCGUCACAUCUAGUUUACAUUAUAUAAAUCCACGUACCUCGCGUAGGCCGGACUAGUUCCUCCGUACUUAAAUCACUUUAAAAACUCACUCAAAGAUACUUUACUUUACCUCUUCUCAUCUUCAUCAAGUUUUUUUUUCCACUCACACAAUCACAUCCAAACAACUCACUCUACCAAAGUCUACCUAAAAUAGUCUCGAUGACGGAAUCUCUAGGCCAAUCUCGCCCUCUGCCCGACGGGGUCUAUGUUCCUACCGUUGCUUUUUUCAAAGAGAACGAUGACAUCGACUUAGAAGCAACCCAACGCCAUGCCGUUCACCUUGCCGAGGCUGGCGUUGCCGGCCUUGUUGUACACGGCUCGAACGGAGAGGCGGUUCAUUUAAGCCGAGAUGAGCGCAGCCUCGUUAUUAAGACUACACGAGCCGCUCUAGACCAGGCGGACCACCACCUUAUGCCUCUCAUCGCUGGGUGUGGAGCACAAUCUACCCGCGAGACGAUCCAGUUAUGCCAGGAUGCAGCCAAUGCUGGUGCUAACUAUGUCAUCGUACUCCCUCCCGCGUACUAUGGCGGUCUUCUUAACACAUCAAAGAUCGUUCAGCAUUUCUGCGAUGUUGCUGAUUCUAGCCCCAUUCCAGUCAUGAUCUACAACUACCCUGGGGCUUGCUCCGGUCUAGACCUCUCUUCCGACGCAAUCCUUCAGAUUUCAAAACACCCCAACGUUGCUGGUGUCAAGCUCACUUGUGGUAACACCGGGAAACUAGCUCGCAUCGUCGAUGGGGCCAAACCCGAUUUCUUUGUCGCUGGUGGCAGCGCAGACUUUAUCCUGCAAGGCCUUGUAGUUGGUGGAAACGGCACCAUCGCGGGUACUGCCAACCUAGUGCCUCGAGCGUGCGUCCGCAUCUGCGAACUAUACCAUGCUGGCGAGCUGAAGGAGGCUAGAAGGCUGCAGGCAAUCGUUGCCAAGGCGGAUUGGAUCGCAAUUCAGACGGGCUUUGCCGGCGUGAAGGCUGCCCUGCAGCACUUUGAGGGCUACGGUGGAGAACCCAGGAAGCCCUGUGGAUUGCCAAGCAGCGAACACAUGGACAUGAUUACCAAUGGGUUCGCAGACGUGAUAGCUUUAGAGCAGAGCUUAGUCUAGAAGAAAAUCAGGGGAUCAGGUUAUAGUAAGGAUCAUGGGCUCAAUGGGACACGAUUGUGUGGACCACGAGCUUGGCGUUACGAGAUUAAACGGCGUUAACAGGACGGAGUAAUGAAAAGAAAAAUAAUGGAAA